AUGUACAAAAGUACCAUCUGGACUCAGCAGAUAUUAAGUUUGAUUUAUUUUGAAACACAUCAUAAACAAACUGAAAAUUUGGAAACACUUGACCGAGUUCCCUUUCUAGAAUAUAACAUAUGCAAGAUGGACUUUACCAAGAGACCAUCCCCUUGCAUAUUCUGUUCUCAUGUGCCAUAUUAUUUAGUACCAAAUGAUCUCAAGAACAAAAAAGCUAAAAUUGUGUACAUCUACAGAAACCCCAAGGAUGUUAUUACCUCAUAUUUUCAUUUUUCAAAUUUAGCUGGGCUAUUAGAAGGAUAUGAAAAUAUGGACAUUUUCAUGCAUAAUUUUCUAGAUGGAAAAGUUGUAGGAAGCAUUUGGUUUGAUCACGUUAAAGACUGGUAUGAACACAGACAUAAAUUUAAUAUUCUGUUUUUGUCAUAUGAGGAGAUGAGGAAGGAUCUCAAAAGUGCUGUGCAAAAACUCUGCAACUUUCUUGGGAAAGAACUAAGUGACAAUGACAUGGAUGCUGUUGUGAGACAAGCUACAUUUGAUAAUAUGAAAUCUGAUUCACGAGCAAAUUACAAUAAUAUACUCAAAACUAUAAUUGGUUCAAAAAGUGAUGGACAUUAUAUGCGCAAAGGUACCAUUGGUGAUUGGAAAAACCAUUUCACUGUGGCACAAAGUGAAAGAUUUGACAUGAUAUUCCAAAGGAAGAUGAAAGACAUACCAUUGAAGUUCAUCUGGGAUAUAAAAGAGGAGUAGAAUCAGUGUGAAAGAAUCAUGUAACAAUAUAUCAAAGAACACAUUUAAGAUACAUUUCAAAUAG
Sorex fumeus (smoky shrew) is the source of this 811-nucleotide messenger RNA. Its product is annotated as amine sulfotransferase-like. Bases 1 to 747 code for a protein of 248 amino acids. The record is from RefSeq and is a predicted model, not a curated record. Gene Ontology annotation, biological process: sulfation. The transcript is spliced from 6 exons. Gene Ontology annotation, cellular component: cytoplasm. Lineage: Eukaryota; Metazoa; Chordata; Mammalia; Eulipotyphla; Soricidae. Gene Ontology annotation, molecular function: sulfotransferase activity.